This is a messenger RNA of Pectinophora gossypiella (pink bollworm), 3520 nucleotides long. RefSeq names its product cell division cycle 5-like protein (gene Cdc5). Gene Ontology annotation, molecular function: DNA-binding transcription factor activity, RNA polymerase II-specific; RNA polymerase II transcription regulatory region sequence-specific DNA binding. The record is from RefSeq and is a predicted model, not a curated record. Gene Ontology annotation, biological process: mRNA splicing, via spliceosome; regulation of transcription by RNA polymerase II. NCBI's taxonomy places the organism in Eukaryota, Metazoa, Arthropoda, Insecta, Lepidoptera, Gelechiidae. The coding region runs from base 138 to 2528 and encodes 796 amino acids. Gene Ontology annotation, cellular component: Prp19 complex; spliceosomal complex. The transcript is spliced from 16 exons.
GUCAUUCGUGUUUCUUGGUUAUUUCUAUCGAUUGUUUUUGCAAAUUUAUCAAUGUGAAAACGGUAGCAAUAAUUAAAAUUAAGUAAACGUGUUGCAUUUUAUUCUGUGUAUUUGAGUGAAUAAAUAAAUCCGCCAAAAUGCCGCGUAUUAUGAUAAAAGGCGGCGUUUGGCGCAACACCGAGGAUGAAAUUCUUAAAGCGGCGGUGAUGAAAUAUGGAAAAAACCAGUGGUCUCGAAUCGCAUCACUGCUCCACCGCAAGUCUGCCAAACAAUGCAAGGCCCGUUGGUACGAGUGGCUGGAUCCCAGCAUCAAGAAAACGGAAUGGUCCCGGGAGGAGGACGAGAAGCUGCUCCACCUCGCCAAGCUGAUGCCAACACAGUGGAGGACCAUAGCCCCUAUCAUUGGUAGAACAGCAGCACAGUGUCUGGAGAGAUAUGAAUAUCUCUUGGAUCAAGCUCAAAAGAAGGAGGAAGGGGAGGACAUGGGUGAUGACCCACGCAAGCUGAAGCCUGGAGAGAUUGACCCUAACCCUGAGACAAAACCCGCCAGGCCUGACCCCAAGGACAUGGAUGAAGAUGAGCUGGAGAUGCUGUCAGAGGCACGCGCCCGUCUCGCCAACACACAGGGCAAGAAGGCUAAGAGGAAAGCGAGAGAGAAGCAGCUGGAAGAAGCAAGAAGACUGGCAGCACUGCAGAAAAGAAGAGAACUUAGUGCUGCUGGCAUUGCUGUGCCACUCAGGCGCAAAAAGAAGCGCGGAGUGGACUACAACUCAGAGAUUCCGUUCGAGAAGAAACCAGCUUCAGGUUUCUACGACACGUCCACGGAGGUUGUCGACCCUAUGGCGCCGGACUUCACGCGGCUGAGGCAGCAGCAUUUGGAUGGCGAGCUGCACUCGGAGAAGGAAGAGAGGGAACGCCGUAAGGACAAGAACAAAUUGAAACAACGCAAGGAGAACGACGUGCCACAAGCGAUGCUGCAGGGCGACCAGCCCGCCAGGAAACGCAGCAAGCUGGUGCUGCCCGAGCCGCAAGUCACUGACCAGGAGCUACAACAAGUGGUGAAGCUGGGCCGCGCGUCUGAGGCGGCGCGGGAGUCAGCGGGCGCGGCGGGCGCCGCCACGGACGCGCUGCUGGCCGACUAUGCGCUCACGCCUGCGCCCGCCACCGCGCUCAGGACGCCCAUGCAGCACCAGGACAGAAUCCUGAUGGAAGCCCAGAACGUGAUGGCGCUGACCCACGUGGACACCCCACUCGCCGGUGGCAGCAACACCGAACUGCAGCAAGUGGACUUCUCCGCCGCCCUGCCGCAGGGCAAGACGUUAGCCACGCCCAACACCAUACUGGCCACGCCGUUCAGAUCUUCUCGCAGUGAGGUGUCCACGCCAGGCAGUUUCAACACCCCCAGUCACGGCAAUCAGACUGCACUGGCCACACCGGGUCUUCGAGACAAAUUGAGUAUAAACCCAGAGGAAAGACUGGGUACUGGCGACACACCGCAAGUUGCCAAUCAGAUGCAAAAACAGCUAAAAGCAUCAGUCCGCAACGCGCUGCAAUCCCUCCCAACGCCUCGCAACGACUAUGAGAUCGUGGUACCAGAGCAAGAAGGCGAGGAAGCGGCCGAGUGGACGCCCGCAGCCGCCGUGGAAGACCAGGCCGACGCUGACGCAAGGAUGCAGCUCGAACAGGAAGAGAGACGUCUGGCGGCCCUGGCGCUGCGCUCGACAGCCAUACAGCGCGAGCUGGCGCGGCCCGCCGACGUCAACAACAGCGUGCUGCGCGGACACUCCACGGGGCAGCUGACGGCGCUGCAGCAGGCUGAGGAGCUGCUCAAGGCUGAGAUGGUCACCAUGCUGCAUUAUGAUUCUCUGCAUGAUCCGCCGCAAACUGUAGACAAAAAGCGCGCGGUGCAACUUCAAGCGGCGCACCUGGCGUACUUAGAACAGCAUCCAUACGAAGAGUUUUCCAAGGAGGAACUGGAUGCAGCCAAGCAACAGCUGCAGGCGGAGAUGGAGGUGGUGAAGACAGGCAUGGGCCACGGCGACCUCAGCAUGGAUGCGUACACUCAAGUGUGGGAGGAGUGCCUCGCUCAGGUACUUUUCUUACCUGGUCAAAAUCGUUACACUCGUGCGAAUCUGGCGAGCAAAAAGGACAGGUUAGAGUCUGCGGAGAAGAGGUUAGAACAGAAUAGAAACCACAUGGCCAAGGAAGCCAAGAAGUGUUCGAAGAUGGAGAAGAAAUUAAGGGUAUUGACAGGCGGGUACCAGAGCCGCGCAGCAUCGCUGAUCAAACAGUUCCAAGAGCUGCAGGAUCAGAUCGAGCAAGCCAACCUUGAACUGUCCACCUUCAAGUUCCUCGCUGACCAGGAGAAGGCAGCGAUACCACGUAGGAUAGAGUCAUUGACAGAAGACGUGAACCGUCAAACAGAUCGCGAGAAACAGCUCCAAAAGCGAUACGCCGAGCUGCAGACGGAAUUAGAAGAACUGACCAAAGGCAGACAGAAGCCCGUGGACUCUGCAAUGGAGGAAUAGUUUAUAAAUUCAAUGCAAUGGAUAUGUUCAAACAGUUACCAUAGCAACAGUCUAGAUGAAUGUGGUAGGCCGUAUGGCCGUCUAUAAUGGUCGAGCCAACUGUGUUAGUGAAAACUGCACUUAAGAUAAAUUAAUAACUCAUUGGUGCAAGUUCGGUACCGAGGUUGGAACCGGCGCUGCCCGUUUGAGAAUCAGGAGGUGAAAACAGGGAUUUUUCUCUUUUUGAUAUCGUUUUCACCUUGCCAAGAACGGACCAUGCUUAUGUAAAUCAGGAUUGUUUCUAAAAGUUGUCACUGUUUGAACGUAUACAUUGUGAUGUGUAUAGAUAUGUUAAAGAGUUACGUAUGAAAAGGAAAUUGAAUGAAUAAGGUUAGGUUUUUACAAGCCGAAUAAGAAAACUAAAUUGAUUACAAAAAUGAGUUAUUACAUCGUGUGAAUACCUGAAUGUCUUUUCGAUGAAGAGUGAACGCGCACCUAGACGUGCCGCAGAAGCCGCACGCGCCGAAGUCAUGGCAUUUUGCGGCAAAAAGCGGAUCGUGCGGCGCGGAUACGUGCGCGAAGUUGCAUGCGAUUUCAUACAAAGAUUAAUAAGCGCGCGUCCACUUUAAAUGUGGUAUUAAUAAACUAAUCUCAGCUUUGAGACUGCCCUCAAGAUCACGUCAAUAUGAUCCAAACAUGAAUUCCAACUCAUAAAGUUAAAUUCAAUAGUUUAGAGCCGUUCGAAAUAUUCCGCUUAAAACAAUGAUUAUUUUCGAUUAUUUUGUAAUAUCAUCUGUAAGUUAUUUAUAGCCUUUGCAAUUUGUGAUAAUAAUUAUUAUUGUAUCAUUCAUUCAUGAUGUUGAAUAAAAUAUGUCCCUAGCAUUGUUCAACACUAGUAAAUCGGAUUUGUUUUGCGCUAUCAUAAAAUGCAAAAGCUACACAAAUAAGUCCAAAAUAAUAAUUAUUUUAAUAAGACUUAUAAUUAAUAAUGAAAUAAAAGUACCUUUACGUUA